This is a messenger RNA of Olea europaea var. sylvestris, 1322 nucleotides long. RefSeq names its product probable folate-biopterin transporter 4. The transcript is spliced from 5 exons. The record is from RefSeq and is a predicted model, not a curated record. NCBI's taxonomy places the organism in Eukaryota, Viridiplantae, Streptophyta, Magnoliopsida, Lamiales, Oleaceae. The coding region runs from base 11 to 1093 and encodes 360 amino acids.
AAUUGAUGCCAUGAUAGCUGAAGCAGUAAGAUCUGAACGGGCCUCAUUUGCUGGUGAUCUUCAGUCCAUAUCUUGGAUGACAAUGGCUUUGGGAGGAAUCUGUGGGAGUUUGCUUGGAGGAUAUGCACUAACUAAUUUACAGAUAAAUAAAAUAUUUUUACUUUUUUCAGCAUUGCCGACCAUCCAGCUAUUUUCUUGUUGUUUAGUGGAGGAGAGUUCUGUAAACAAUAAAGAUUUUCCCGAACAUUCUACUUCAAAUGGAGGCCCCCACUCAAUGAAUGGUAGUUCUUUUCGCAAAGACAAUACUUCUGCUGAGAGGUCCAACAGUGUUUCGAAGCGAAAGAAGAGCCAGAAAAAUACCAAAAAUGGAACAGUUACCGUGAAUAAAUCCCAGGUAUCUAAAAAAGACAGAUCCUGGGCAAAACGAUGGUUUCAUUCUCUGAAAAUGGCCACUUUUACAUUGUUUAGGGCUUUUCGGCAGCCAAUCAUUCUAAGACCAAUGGCUUGGUUUUUCCUCGCACAUGUGACAUUUCCAAACCUAUCAACUGUCAUGUUCUAUUACCAGACAGAAAUUUUGAAACUGGAAGCAUCCUUCUUGGGCACAACACGUGUUAUUGGUUGGUUAAGCCUCAUGAUUGGAACCUUUAUUUAUAACCGGUUCUUGCAGAAGAUGAAAUUGAGAAGGAUUCUAUUGUGUGCUCAUAUUGGGUUGUCUAUUUUGAUUCUUCUGGAUGUAGUUUUGGUGUCUAGAUCAAAUAUAUCAUUAGGCAUAUCAGACAAGGUUAUGGUGCUUUUUGGUUCAGCUCUCGCGGAUGGCAUCAAUCAAUUUAAGUUCAUGCCUUUCCUCAUCUUAUCAGGGCAGCUUUGUCCACCUGGGGUUGAAGGAACUUUAUUUGCGCUCUUUAUGUCUAUUAACAACUUAGGAUCAACAAUUGGAUCAUUCGUAGGUGCAGGACUGGCUUCAAUUCUGAAUAUCUCCUCGGGUUCUUUCGACAAACUUAUCUUGGGAAUCAUUAUUCAGUUUUUCUGCAUCUUCAUCCCAGUCUGUUUCCUAUUUUUGAUACCGAAGGAAGCUACAGGUAUAUCAGCAUAGUUUAGAACAUAGAGCAUUCGAAUUAAAAGAAAUUCAUUGGGCAACGGGGCGACCGAGAUUUCUCCCCCUCUUUAAAUUACUGUGACUUUUUUUGUUCUAGACAGCGCAGUUAGAUAUUGGGAUCGAACUGAAAUAGCUAUACAUGUGUAAUUUUCAUUACUUACUGACACAGAUCAUUGCUCUGGAGAUUUUGGUACUUGGUGAAAUAGAUAUUGAGAAAUUGUUUUAA